Molecule: messenger RNA, 6121 nt
Organism: Onychostoma macrolepis
Lineage: Eukaryota; Metazoa; Chordata; Actinopteri; Cypriniformes; Cyprinidae
Gene: rbms3
Product: RNA binding motif, single stranded interacting protein
Exons: 14
Coding region: 1231-2478 (415 amino acids)
Cellular component (GO): cytosol; ribonucleoprotein complex
Molecular function (GO): mRNA binding
Source: RefSeq, a predicted model, not a curated record
UGAAGAAAGUGAAGUUAAAAAUACACUCAGAGGAUAAAAAGAAAAGAAAAAGCUUGAAAAAAAGGAGAUCAGAUGAGGUACAAUCUGCGGUUGACCAGUAGGGGGCCUCGGCUCCUUGCUGUGUCGUCCUCAGUCUCCUCCCCCAGAGAGUGAGAGUAGGAGUAAGUCGUCCCCUUCAGCAUCUAGUGAAGCCGUGCAGUGGGCGGCAGCUCUCCCAUGAGGACAAACAGAGAUAGGCUGCUUAAGACACUCCCCUGGCUGGGAGUGGUGCAGCCAGACCUUAGCCCCACCCACCAGGCUGAGGAGGAGGAACACGGCGCUGCCCAAGCUGAUCCCUUCAAUCUUCCCCACAGUGUGGAGCAGCCGGCAGCGCGCACACACACUCUCACACACUUUCACACAGCCACACACACUCACACUCACUCUCGCACACACACUCGCGCGCGCAACAAAGCAGGCAGUCGAGGAAGGCGGGUAAUAAAGAAAAGAACAUCACAGAGGAAAAACAGCGUUGCUGCACCUGGACUUUUCGGAUACUGCAGUCUGCCUGGAGUUUGUGCCGUUUCCAGUGUGCCUCGUAACCUCACGGCUCACGUCUGGUCCUUCCUGCGGAGGGUUUGAGUCCCGUCAGCUGCGCGUGCAGAGAUCCAAAUCCGACGACUGUCUACAUUGCCGCUUUGUGCAUCCGCCAGACGGGAACAAAGUGUGCGACUGGGAUAUCUGACAAGCUCCUCUGGGAACCAACGCUGCACCGACUGUCAGAGAGAAAGAGAGAGAGAGUGAGAAAGAAGGAGCAAGAUAGACAGAAAGAGAGAGAGUCAAAGUCAGGGCAUGAGCAGGAGACUAGAAGCCGGUUUUCCGGAGAAGUGAUCGCCACAGUGCCCCCUCCUCUUCCCUCACCUCCUUCCUUCCUUCUCUCCUCUCUCCUGUGCCGCUGCUCAUUCUUUCUUCGCGCACACCUCCGCUGCUAUCCCAUCCUCGUACCUCUGCUCUCCUUCCAUCAUCUCCUCCUCCCCUGCUCCCGAAGACAGCGUGAAGAGGAGAGGCACGGCACAUGCACACUUGCCCGUGUGCCAUAUCAUCUCAUUCUCUCUCUCCGUCCUUCCUCUGGCUCCGUCCCUCACGCGGAUCUAGCCUCUAGCCGCGGAACCACAAGCGGAGGCUUUUUGAGUUGUUGGAUCCCACACGCGAGUCUCUGUAUCCAGCCACAGCCAGAAGGAUUCCAGCUACAUGGGCAAACGCUUGGAACAGCAACCAAUGUACCCCCAGUACACUUACUAUUACCCUCACUACCUUCAGACUAAGCAGUCAUAUGCCCCGCCCCCUCCUCCCAUGGCUCCGCCCAGCCCCAGCACCAAUAGCAGCAGCCACAGUGCAGCGGAGCAGCUCAGUAAAACCAACCUGUACAUCCGGGGCCUUCCGCCUGGCACCACCGACCAGGACCUCAUCAAACUCUGCCAACCGUAUGGAAAAAUAGUGUCAACAAAGGCAAUCCUGGACAAAAACACCAACCAGUGCAAAGGAUAUGGCUUUGUGGAUUUCGACAGUCCGGCGGCGGCACAGAAAGCUGUAGCGUCCCUGAAGGCCAGUGGAGUGCAGGCACAGAUGGCAAAGCAACAGGAGCAGGACCCCACUAACUUGUACAUCUCAAAUCUCCCGGUUUCAAUGGAUGAACAAGAGCUGGAGAACAUGCUGAAGCCCUUCGGACAUGUCAUCUCCACACGGAUACUGCGAGACGCCAACGGGGUCAGCCGAGGGGUCGGGUUUGCCAGAAUGGAGUCCACCGAGAAAUGUGACGUGGUGAUUCAACAUUUCAACGGAAAGUUCCUCAAAACCCCACCAGGGGUACCAGCCCCGACGGAGCCGCUGCUGUGCAAGUUUGCAGAUGGAGGACAGAAGAAGAGGCAGAGUCAGAGCAAGUACCCUCAAAACGGCCGACCGUGGCCUCGGGAAGGAGAGAGUGGCAUGGCGCUGACCUAUGACCCCACUGCAAUGCAGAACGGGUUCUACUCCUCACCAUACAGCAUCUCCACAAACCGCAUGAUCGCUCAAACGUCAAUCACUCCAUUCAUCGCUGCCUCUCCUGUCUCCACAUAUCAGGUCCAGAGUACGUCGUGGAUGCCUCACCAACAGUACGUUAUGCAACCUACGGGUGCUGUGAUAACGCCAACCAUGGACCACACCAUCUCCAUGCAGCCCGCUAACAUGAUGGGACCCCUCACCCAGCAGAUGAACCACCUGUCCAUGGGAACCUCUGGCACUUACAUGACUGCGGCUGCUGCUCCUAUGCAGGGGACAUACAUUCCCCAGUACACUGCGGUGCCUGCCUCAGCUGUCUCAGUGGAGGGAGUGGUGACGGAGGCUUCUCCACAGAGCGUUCCGCCCUCAUCGCAGGACGCCAGCGGUCAGCAACAGCCUCUGGGCGUGGACAACACCAGCGAUCACGCGCCCACCUACACUUUUCAGCCUGCUAAAUAACCAGAGGAGGAGGGGGGCGUUGAGGUGACUGCGUUGCCUUGAGACUGGGGGACUGCAACGAGGGAACAUUGAAGACAGCGCAAGAGAUAGGAAAACACGUUUGUGUCUACUUUUGCACAAGCAUCUAAAAAAACAACUACAACAAACAAACAAUUUAUUUAACACCUGGCCCACACCGGAGGACCUUUGGAGGACUCACAACCAGACCGGAAAAAGAGAGAAAUGCAGUCUGGGAGAUCGAGCCUACUGUUAAUCGGCUACCCGAAAAACUUUACCUUCAUGAAGUGAACGAAUUCAAACAAGUACAAGUUUUCCUAUUCUUUUUUUGAAUGUGCAGGUAGGUUUUCAGAAACAGUGGGUUUUUCUAUUAGACGAGGAAGCACGUUCUUGUAAAACAAUGAGAGAAGGAGCAAAAGAAGUCUUCCUCGGAUUCUAAGCUACUAUUACUUUUCUUUUUUUAUGAGUUAGAUUUUAGUUUUCUAGAGAAUUUCAAUGUUUUUUCAUCUUUGUUGCCUUAAUUUCAAGAAACAUCUAAGACUUUUUCCUGUUUGAACUGAACAGACUGAUGAAUGCAGUGAAAAUGACCUGACAAAGAAAGGAAAUUACCUGUAUAAAGCAUAGAAAGAAAGAGAGAGAGAGGUCUCCUGGAGACGUUUUAAAUUAUCAGUGGUGACUUUGUGUUUAAAAGAGAGGACAGACAAAAAAAAUAUUGUGGUCAUGAUGAUGAAGAUGAUUAAAGAGAGUUGCAUUUUUUAGAAACAGAGGGAAAAAAUGUUAAUCCACUGCAUCAUGGGAAAUGCAGUUUAUUGUGUAGUGCAGAUCAUUUUUAAUGGCAUUAUUGUUUUUAUCUGCAAUAUUUUUUAUGAGCUUUAAGGUGUUUUUAGCCUGCUUUGCUUGUUUCAUUGCGGAAAAAAAAAAAAAGAAAACUAAAACAGUCAAAAAAAAUGGCAGUGCAAAUCUAAAUAGAUAAGAGCUUAUGGAUUAAAUCAAAACGAAAAAAAGCAAAUGUGUGCAAAAAGCAAUAGUAAUAGGAAAUUGUUGACAAUUUCUUUAGUCUUUCUUAGCUGUGGAUCAAAUGCAGCCCAUGGAUGGCAUAUUUUAUACCAAAGAUGAAGAAACCCCCCUCAAGACAGUGGAGUGGAUCGAUUUUUUUUUCCGUUUCUUUUUUUCUAUUUGAGAUUUUUUGGCGUAAUCAGUUGGUUUCAGAAGUAUCCGUUUGACCUUGACGGCCAAAUUGGUACUUUAGGGUUUAAACUUCCUUCCACUGUUGCAGAAUCUAUGUCAAUCGUUCAGUUGAGAGGCAGAAAACCACCAUCACUGAUUCUCAUGAGUGUGAUCUCCCCAGCAGAGGGCGUCCGAGAGCGGCUGAAUCAUCAAUCAUCUCCUGUCUGCCCGGCUGAAUGAACUAUACCUCUAUCGCUCCACCUUCUCAGUCGCCGACCGACAGUCGGUCGCUAUUAAACACGUCGCACGUCCGUUCAGUUUCAGGCCGUUUUAAUCAUUUCAGCUCAACAGGAAGGAAUCAAAUCACUCACUAGUGUGUAUUUAAACUCUGUGUACAGAUCACUACCUCAUCGAAAGCAAUUUUACCAUGAGGAAACACAUGAGAAUGUGUUGCAGGUCAUGAAACACAAGCUUUGCUUCAGGGGCGCUGAGAAACGUUCGCAAUUAGCAGCAUUAGCAUAACAUGUUCUGAGCACUCCCGUCCGUAUUUGCAGUCGCGUCGAUCGAAAUGCCUCAUAUUAUAUGCAAGGUUUCCUUAAUCAACCGGAUGCCAUAGGAAAUCUCUCAUGAAAAUGACGGUCUUUACUUGAAAAACAAAGGCUCUGUCCCAAAGCCCAUGCGGUCGAGGCCACAUUUUGGUGGCGUAAUUCCAGUUAGUAACCCUAAAAUCUCAAACGCGUCACAUGGAUGCAGGAUGACCAUCGCGAAUACACAUUUGGGACAGAGCCUAAGGUUCCCAUCAUCGUGGGAUUUGGCGGUUGCUCAGGUGCCUUGACAGCUCGGAAUUAGGGUUAGAAAUAUCACGCGUGACAUUUCGACCUUCCAUAUCUGAAAUCUGCUUUAUUUUUAUCAGGCUGCCCAUUCCAGAGGGGGGAAACUAGCAAACACAAGAGUAGAAAGGGGAAACAUUACAAAAAUUAAAGGGAUAGUCCAUCCAAAAAUAAAAAUCCAAACAUUUUCGAAUCCCAUUGACUUGCACUGUAUGGACAAAAGAUACAAUAAAAGUCAAUGGGACCCGAAACUGUUCGGUUACCAACAAUCCUUGAAAUGUUUUUUUAUAUAUUCUGCAGAAGUUUGGAACAGCAUGAGUAAAUGACAGAAUUUUCAUUUUUGGACAGACUAUCCUUUAAUAGAAAAACAAGGCUGCUGUCCUUUAUUUACCAUGAAGUAGAUGUUAUUUUGAUGCAAUCUGAUAGGAAAGCGCUAUAUUAACACGUCAGCAAAGAGUUUCAAUACACAUGGUGAAUUAUGGACUGUCUUUGCUGCCUUCAUGGUCAUACGGCUCAUAAAUACGCCUCCUAGAUUUACAGAGUUGUCGAGGUGCUCUGGGAAUAAAUUCAUCUGUCGUUAAAGGGCCAACGAGAGACUUUGAACAUCAUCAUGAACGCGUUGGUCUUUUUUUCCCCUGUAUUCCUACAACAUGACCUCUAUACAACUACGUAAUGAUCUCAAUUAGCCACUAGGGGACAGUAUUAAAGCAAAGUUGGUGUACUUUAUCCUCUGUGAUGACCACUGCAGUGAGAUAUGACACUGUGGAUUAAAGCGAUGCCAAGUUCGUAAUGACCAAGACAGCACUGCUUCAAUAAGGACAACAAGCUAGCUUUUCAUUUUCACCUGUUUAAACAACAACAACAAAAAAAAAAGUUACAAAAAAAGUCACUGUGUUUUGUGUCUGUUAUCCACUGUCUUUUUGGAGAGUUCUUUUUAUCAUGUGCUCGCUGCUAUCAAGCAUUCAGUAUUUAAGGGGUCAGGGCUUUGGGAAUAGAGAGGAAAUUCGGGCUGGAGUCUCAUAUGAGAGGUGUGUGAUGACGUGGUGAGCGUUUUACACUCUGCAGCCUUCAUGCUUUUCAUUAAAGAGUGAAUAAAUGUGUCCGAUUAAGCUGAAGGUUUUUCUAACUGUAGGAUGGAGUUCUCAUCCCAACUGUAAUUUAGUAAGCUAAACACCUUUCAUCCACUCGAAGGUUUUCGCUGGCUAGAAACUCUGUGCUCCCAUUCAUUGGAUGUGAGGUCCAAGCCAUGCAUUUUUAUCUGUACAUCUGAUUGGCUGUCGCGGUUGAGGUCAUUGAAUGACGAAUGUUCAUUGUUCGUUCGUUCAUUCGUUGGACUGUCAGGAAACAGCGUACUACGUUCAACCAAAUUCAACACAAACGGAAAAACCUCAAUUAGACACUAACGUACUGGCAGAUGAAAUAGAGAAAUAUUUAUGGAAAUGUUUUUUGUACAGGUGUUGUUGAAAUAUGAAAGCAGAACAGUUUUACAAUGCUACGUUGAUUUCUUGAGUUGCUUCACUUUCUUGCCUCCCAUGUGCUCGAGCUGUGAUCCUGAGAGUGUCUGUAGACCAGUGGAUGUUAGGUUUAAACUUCUGUUUAUUUUUUCUUUUGAUGAAGCUUUCAAUAAAAAAAUCUACAAAAUCACGCCA